CGGGCGACCCUCGCAGUAUCCUUAGCCCACAUGCAACUGAUGGUGGUUACGCAGCAGCGAAGCGUCGGUCCAGCAUACGACGUAAUGUUGAUGCCGGCCUUUGACGGUAAUGAGGUCUUCAUCGAACUUGUUCUCUUGUAAUGAUGUUAUUAACACGUAACUAAUAUUGUUUUCUGCCGUUACUGUUUCUCGCUUUUUCUUUCCAGUUUACUCGUGUGCAUCGGCGCAGCUGUCCAAUGUUAGUUAUUUUUAUCUUGUCCAUUCGUUUGUUUCUAUUCCUCGGGUCGAAGAUGGUAAGCACCGUCUUGAGCAGGCUACUGGACAGUAUGCGACAAUCCUACGUGAUGCUGAGUCAAUCUGUUCUCGCUCUGUAUGCGCUCUUGACAGGUGCUCAGGAUUUCAAGCUCCAUCCUUUAAGGUUCCAGGUUUGCCACCUCUUUUCUUCCUUGCUGCGUAAGCCCGAAAAAGUCGGUAUCGCCAUUUUAACUCGUUUCCCUAUUCCUGAACGAGUAUCUAUCUCUGCUAGUGAAGCCGGUGUUCCCGAUCUCUUACAAUCUUCUUUGAAGCAUUCUUCCCUUCUUGACCGAAUUCUCACCGAGUUGACGGCAAACUGCUUGGCAACUUGGCUUGAGGCGAAGCAAUUUCUGGCAAACCUUGUGGUUUCCCAAGUUUUUCUCGUUUAUCGUACCAGUUACUCCAGUGCGUUCGAACUCUCUGGAUGGUUAUCUGUAUUACCAAACCACUCGAAGGCCAGGAAAUGGCAUGAAAAGCGGACGAAGUGCGAAAACUCUGUCAAACACCGGGGCUCCGUUUCCGAUACCUCCCGUCAACGUUUGUCCGAUCUACUCUGGUUGGCUCGUUGCAACGCUGGUAGCAAGACAGUAUGGGAGGAUCCGUCCGUUUAUUGCUCCUGGCACAUUUCUGAAGAUAAAUCUAGCACCUAUUUUGGCAAAUCUCCAAAUGUACCCAUGGAUAAUACAUUUCCUUCACAUAUGCAUCUGGUUGGGUCUAGUAGAACGCGGAUCGAAUAUGUCACUGUCCCCGGUCUUGACUUUGUAAAUCUCUUGGAGGUGGCCGUGCGUGCCGCACUCCGUUCCGAUGCGGACUACAUCAUCGUAUUGAACCCCCGUGCUUUGAAUUUGCGACAAGUGCAUCUGACAACAGCGGUACAGUUACUAUCUGGCCAGAUUCCCGCUCCACAUGGAGGUGGUUUCAUCACAGUAAAUAAAGUGGACAUCGUGUUUGGACUGACGAAACCUUGCUCGUCGAUCAUCACAUCCGAAUUCGGUAUCACGAAUGCGUCAAGCCCUGUAACUGUUGGUACAUCUGUCAGGACGACUACUUCCUUGCAUUCUACAGGCCUCUUCCUGUUGGGUAUCCGCGGGGAUCGACAUCUGACUGUUCGGAUCCCGUCCCUCAUCGCCUCAGUUGAGUGGUCCGCGCCAUCUACUGCCUCACGUCUGUGGGCCAACAUUGCCGGUGUCGAUAAUCCCUGGUCGGUUUGCUGCCUCCGAGAUCGACUAGAGGAACUGAUGCAAGCUCCUGAUCUGUUGGCUCUGGAGCGUUAUAUGGGUGUCCCCGCGGAGCAGUUCCUGAGUGACACCCUGUCAGUGAUCAUUCCCCUUGGCCCUGGACACCCUGAUGAUGCACUUGACGUGGACGAGGACACUGAACUAAUCAACGUGAACACAUCAAAAGCUUUGGCCUCCACCUUGGAAAUUCUCGUACACAAUGCUAGUGGCCAUCGGCCAAUCGAGAUCAUUCUAAUUGACAGUAGCCCUGCCUACCACUCUAAGAGGACGCCAUCCUCAGCAUCAGUCAUCGUGGACAAAACCCGAUUCCGGACUACGCGACUUCGCCCAAUGAUCACGGUCUCGUGUCACCAUUACGAAUACAAUAACACUACGAGCACACCGAAGCCUCCGAGGCGUGGCGAGUUGAUUCGAUACGCUGUGGAUCACUUUGCCAGAGGAUCCACUCUACUCUUUAUAGAACCUGGUAUUCAGCUCCCUCCAAAAUGGGAUUCCGCUGUUGUGCACAGCUUGCAGCGUCCUGGCAUUGCACUGGGCUGCUUCGCGUAUCGUCUUCACCUGCCGGAUAAGUAUGUGUAUCGCAAGAGCUUAAAGUGGGCGGCGAGUUGCUAUAUCGCUGACUACCUGGUGCAUCUGCAGACACGUUGGUCAGAGAUCCCCAUUGUCGGCCAGCCGUGUUUUAUUCACUCUCAGUAUCUGGCCUGCCUCGGUGGAUAUCCGACAUCUAGUCGUGCGCUGCACUCUCUCGAUCUGGCAAUUGCCUGUCGCCGCCACCUGGGUCGCCUGAUAGUGACACGUUCCCGCACUGCUGCUGCCGGAGUUCCAGCCAAUUUCGCUUUGCGGCAUGGUGCCUUCCGGACUGCAUUCUACACCUUCUCAGUUGCUCUUGCGCGUUAUUUCGGCGCUUCAGAAGAGGAAGUGAAUGGUUUAGCAACGUUUGGAUAUGGAAUGAUUUCUCUGUCUCCUCUAUCUGUGAACCGUCAAGAGAACGCAGAGACGAGGAAAUUGCGCCGGUUACCGCUCGUCCAACCGCACUAUUUGGAUGGUUAUUGAUUUCCAGUAGAUGUUCUCUCCACAUAACUCUUUAACUUCACCAGAUCUUUUGGACAAUCAUUGAUGAGCUAUGUUUGGCAUGUAUUCCUUGUUUCAUUAUUUUGCUAUGUGCUAUUUCUAUCGUUCAGUUACCGUUCGUGAUUUGUACUCUUUCGUUUACCUCUUAUGAUCCAUUUGAUCAUUGCUUCCGACGAUACGCUUUGCUGUGAACACAGCGACCUAAAAGGUGCUUGGCUAAUUUUCAAGAUCUCUUUGUCCGUAUACGUGCUAUACAAUAGCGUGUCUUCUGGCAACUUUCAAACUUGGAUCUUUCCCGUUUGCAUUACAGACGGCGCGACUCAGUUGUUCUCACGAUGAACAGUUCUGGUGAUGUUCACUUUGUAGAACUUAUUUCCUCUUUGCUGGCUAGUUCUUAUUUGAUAGAUUCCUGGUAUUAGAACAAAUGGCAGCCAGCCUACGGAGAGCGUGUCAGUCAUCGGUCUGUGGGGUUGACUGCAAACCGUCAUACAUUUUGAAACAUCUCCUAUUUUAAGGAUGUUGCACGUGUGUGAAAGGAACUUGACUGUAGAGCACUUUAUGACCUUCCUCAUACAUGCAUGAUUUACCG
This is a messenger RNA of Dicrocoelium dendriticum, 3192 nucleotides long. Lineage: Eukaryota; Metazoa; Platyhelminthes; Trematoda; Plagiorchiida; Dicrocoeliidae. The record is from the annotation of a GenBank genome assembly.